AUGUCCACGAAUUUCCGUGAACGGGCCAUCGCCGAGGUCCAGAAGGCCAUUGCCGCCGACCACGCCAAAGAGUACCAAAAGGCCUUCGAUCUUUACAUGUCGAGCAUGGAGCUGUGGGUCAAAGCACUCAAAUGGGAGAAGAACAAGGCCUUGAAGGCUACCAUGCAAGAAAAGAUGGCGACAUAUCUCGAUCGUGCCGAAAAACUCAAGCAGUUCCUGCAGUCAGAGGCCGAUACCAACGCCAACGGCGGCAAGUCUCUCAUGGGAGCGAAUGGCGCAACCACUGGGAAAGGCAAGGGGCAACCCGACGACGACGACAACAAAAAGCUCAGGAACGCCCUGUCGGGUGCCAUCCUGCAGGAGAGGCCGAAUGUCCGGUGGGAAGACAUUGCUGGCUUGGAAGGGGCAAAGGAAACUCUCAAGGAGGCCGUCGUGCUGCCCAUCAAGUUUCCGAGCCUCUUCCAGGGUAAAAGACAGGCAUGGAAGGGUAUUUUGCUCUACGGCCCUCCCGGUACCGGCAAGAGUUACCUGGCCAAGGCGGUGGCAACAGAAGCCAACAGCACCUUCUUCAGCAUUAGCAGCUCAGACUUGGUCAGCAAAUGGAUGGGUGAAAGUGAAAGACUAGUAAAAGCUCUCUUCUCCAUGGCAAGGGAGAACAAGCCGUCAGUCAUUUUCAUUGACGAAAUCGAUGCACUCUGCGGUCCCCGAGGAGAGGGCGAAUCCGAAGCGUCCAGACGUAUCAAGACCGAGAUUCUGGUGCAGAUGGAUGGUGUUGGCAACGACAGCAAAGGCAUUCUUGUCUUGGGCGCCACCAACAUUCCUUGGCAACUCGAUGCGGCUAUCCGUCGACGAUUUCAGAGGCGUGUCCAUAUAGGACUUCCUGAUUUCAACGGGCGGGCGAGAAUGUUUAAGCUUGCGAUAGGUGACACAGAUACCGCAUUACGAGCCAGCGACUACAACACUCUGGCCAACAAAUCCGACGGCUUCUCCGGAAGCGACAUCGCCAACGUGGUUCAGCAUGCUCUCAUGCGUCCAGUUCGCAAGAUUUUGCAGGCUACGCAUUUCAAGGCUGUUAUCAAAGACGGCAAACGGAUGUUGACUCCUUGCUCACCAGGUGAUCCGGACAGGAUCGAGAUGACGUAUGACGGCGUCAACUCGGACGAACUCCUUGCCCCCGACGUCUCGUUAAAAGACUUUGAGAUGGCCCUUGAAGACUCGCACCCUACAGUAUCAAAGGAAGACAUUGAGAGGCAGAUUGACUGGACCAACGAGUUUGGAAGCGAAGGGGCCUGA
Molecule: messenger RNA, 1293 nt
Organism: Ustilaginoidea virens
Lineage: Eukaryota; Fungi; Ascomycota; Sordariomycetes; Hypocreales; Clavicipitaceae
Exons: 3
Coding region: 1-1293 (430 amino acids)
Biological process (GO): endosomal transport; vacuole organization
Molecular function (GO): ATP binding; ATP hydrolysis activity
Source: RefSeq, a predicted model, not a curated record